UUCGAGGCUGAUCGUCGCGCAAUAAACAUAACAAUAAACUCGUUUGGUACGGAGCUCUCGAGAGACGACCGUGCAAAACUAUUCCCCAAGUUGGGAAAAUUGUAUCCAGACGGACAUUCGAAACUUGCUCGGGCUGACGACUAUGAUCAGGUUAAAAACAUUGUUGAAGUAUGGGCGGAAUAUCGUCCAUUUUUCGAUACCUCAUUAUCAGAAGCCAAGACGCUCGAGGACAGUUUCUUCGAAUACGAAGUGCAUCUUAAUAAAUUGACUUUCCAACAGCAAUUUAACUAUGCUAUCUUUUAUGCCUUUUUAAAAUUAAAAGAGCAGGAAAUUCGUAAUAUUGUUUGGAUUGCUGAAUGUAUUAAUCAAGGACAGAAAGAGAGGAUCAAUAACUAUAUACCGAUCUUCUGA
Molecule: messenger RNA, 411 nt
Organism: Paraglomus occultum
Lineage: Eukaryota; Fungi; Glomeromycota; Glomeromycetes; Paraglomerales; Paraglomeraceae
Source: the annotation of a GenBank genome assembly